Peromyscus eremicus (cactus mouse) is the source of this 2936-nucleotide messenger RNA. RefSeq names its product protein phosphatase, Mg2+/Mn2+ dependent 1H (gene Ppm1h). Gene Ontology annotation, molecular function: protein serine/threonine phosphatase activity. The transcript is spliced from 10 exons. The coding region runs from base 16 to 1557 and encodes 513 amino acids. NCBI's taxonomy places the organism in Eukaryota, Metazoa, Chordata, Mammalia, Rodentia, Cricetidae. The record is from RefSeq and is a predicted model, not a curated record. Gene Ontology annotation, biological process: protein dephosphorylation.
CGGCGCCGGAGUAAUAUGCUCACUCGGGUGAAAUCUGCCGUGGCCAAUUUCAUGGGCGGCAUCAUGGCUGGCAGCUCCGGCUCCGAGCACGGCGGUAGCGGCUACGGAGGCUCGGACCUGCCCCUGCGCUUCCCCUACGGCCGGCCGGAGUUCCUCGGGCUGUCUCAGGAUGAGGUGGAGUGCAGCGCGGACCACAUCGCCCGGCCCAUCCUCAUCCUCAAGGAGACCCGGAGGCUGCCCUGGGCCACCGGCUACGCAGAGGUUAUCAAUGCCGGGAAGAGCACACACAAUGAGGACCAAGCCAGCUGUGAGGUGUUCACGGUGAAGAAGAAAGCCGGGGCCGUGACUUCCACCCCAAACAGGAACUCGAAGCGAAGGUCGUCCCUUCCCAACGGGGAAGGAUUGCAGUUGAAGGAGAACUCUGAGUCCGAGGGCAUCUCCUGCCACUACUGGUCCCUGUUCGAUGGCCAUGCGGGCUCGGGGGCCGCCGUGGUGGCGUCGCGGCUGCUGCAGCACCAUAUCACACAGCAGCUGCAGGACAUCGUGGAGAUCCUGAAGAACUCCGCCAUCCUUCCCCCGACCUGCCUCGGGGAGGAGCCCGAGAGCACGCCGGCCCAUGGCAGGACCCUAACCCGUGCAGCGUCCCUCCGUGGAGGUGUGGGGGCCCCCGGGUCCCCCAGCACACCACCCACACGCUUCUUCACCGAAAAGAAGAUCCCGCAUGAGUGUUUGGUCAUUGGGGCUCUGGAGAGCGCCUUCAAGGAAAUGGACCUUCAGAUAGAACGGGAGAGGAGUGCCUAUAAUAUAUCCGGCGGGUGCACAGCGCUCAUCGUCGUCUGCCUCCUGGGGAAGCUGUAUGUGGCCAACGCUGGGGACAGCAGGGCCAUAAUCGUCAGAAAUGGAGAAAUCAUCCCCAUGUCUUCGGAAUUCACCCCCGAGACCGAGCGCCAGCGGCUUCAGUACCUGGCGUUCAUGCAGCCUCACUUGCUGGGAAAUGAGUUCACGCAUUUGGAGUUUCCAAGGAGAGUGCAGAGGAAAGAACUGGGAAAGAAGAUGCUCUACAGAGACUUUAAUAUGACAGGCUGGGCAUACAAAACCAUUGAGGAUGAAGACUUGAAGUUUCCCCUUAUAUAUGGAGAAGGCAAGAAGGCCCGGGUAAUGGCGACUAUUGGAGUGACCAGGGGACUUGGGGACCAUGACCUGAAGGUUCAUGACUCCAACAUCUACAUAAAACCAUUCCUGUCUUCAGCUCCAGAGGUCAGAGUCUACGAUCUCUCCCAGUAUGAGCAUGGAGCAGAUGACGUGCUGAUCUUGGCUACCGAUGGACUCUGGGAUGUUUUAUCAAACGAAGAAGUAGCAGAAGCAAUCACUCAGUUUCUUCCUAACUGUGAUCCAGAUGACCCUCACAGGUACACGCUGGCAGCUCAGGACUUGGUGAUGCGUGCCCGGGGCGUCCUGAAGGACCGAGGAUGGCGGAUAUCAGAUGACCGCCUGGGCUCAGGAGACGACAUUUCUGUCUACGUCAUUCCUUUAAUACAUGGGAACAAACUGUCGUGAGAGUGACCCGGGGGACUGGGAGGACAGAAAGAGAGAGAGAAAGCUGGGUUGCCUCUGAGCAGGGCGGAACUGGGGAGUGCCUGGGCUGGAUUCCAGGUGAUGCAAUUCCUUCCCAGCCCAGAUGGGGGAAUUUGCCGCCAAAAGGCCUCUCUGGCUUUGCUUCAAGAUGACUCUUGAGUUUCCAUUUCUUCUUUAGUACCGGGGUCUGGACACUGAAUAAGAGCAAGACGCGCAGCCUGCUACUGGGUGUUACGUUUCCCUCGGUCUCCGUGGUGGGGCUCCUAGGUGGCUGUUUGCCUAUGUGGGGCACAGGCAUACACAUGUAUUUAUUUUAUCUAGAAGAGCAGGGACAGCCAUUUCAGGUGUGACCGGCCGAGGACUCCUCAGCCUGUCAAGCUGCGGGCUUCUCUCCAGGCCAAGAGCCACACUGAAAAGUGAGGGACCGUGCCUCAGAAAGUGUGAGCACCCAUCUUGUCGAAAGCUCCGGCUGUUUCAGGGAUUCUGCCUUGCUCUGUCUCAUCCCUUCCCCCACUUCCUGCCUCCCUCUAGAUUCUUUUGUGGUAAUGGGGUGAGGCAGGGAUUUUUUUUUUUUUUUUCCUUUUUGACAUUCCUUGAAUCUUUCUCAUUUCUCGUCACUGGGACUUUCCAAUUUGUUGCUGGACAGUUUCCAUAUCAGAGACCAGCCUGAUCUGGCUUGUCCCACGUUCUGUGUCACACACACACACACACACACACACACACACACACACACACACACACGUGUAGUGGUCCGGAGCAAUGCCCCGUGUGGGAGUUUGUCUUUGUUGUAUGACAUUUUUACCCCUGAGUUCUGUUUUCCUCACCAAGUCAGUGUGUACUUCAAAAUGUGGGUGUCUCCUCGGACCCACAGCCCCCCUGUCAUCUGCCAGGCUCGAGAGAUUUUGCUGUGAGAGGUUGGUUUUUCACUUCUGGCCUGGGCGGGUGCUCUCCCACCUCUUGUGUCCUGGAGACGCAUAGAAGAAGCAGCAUCUAAUACAGUAGCUGAGGAAGUCCUUCUGUCCGUCAGUCAGCCAUACUUCGUUAGGGGAGAGUGUGGGAUUCAGGCUUCCUCGGUCCCUGACUCUUCUCCACUCCACGGGAAGUGUGAGUGUCACAGGUCUGCUAGGCUGUCGCUCCUCUCUUCCUGCCAUCUUCGUGCAAGGGUAGAUGGACUGACAGCUGAGUAUAAAAGUGAAUUUGAACUGGGGCUGGUCAUUCCCCUGCUGCCCACCCUCUUCCUCAAGGGAAUCGCGAUGUGGAAUCCCAAGAGCUGAGGUCCCCUUUCCCCACUGUGCAUCUGCCUCCCCCUCUGGGCAUGCCUCACAGGCAUAGCAGAAGCACACGUGUGGGUGUCCUGUCUG